AUGCUGCAUAAUGGUCCUAUAAUUUUUCUUCAUUUCCAGAAUUUUCUCUUAUUUGGAUAUGAAAACGUUGUGUCGAUGUGCGCAGACAUGCCGUUCGUGGAAUGUAGUACGCACUAUGGUUCCAAUUGGCAACGGGUCGAUUUAUUCACAUUUCAAAAGGAUGUCAAGGCAGCCACCGUUGAGAAUCUUGCUCGUCGUUGUGGCGGUUUUCUCAAGAAACUUUCACUCAAAGGAUGUGAGAAUAUACAGGCAAGCUUUAUUAUAAAUCUUGAAUUAUAUAUUUUAAUCGUUACGAAGGAUCGAUUACGAAUCGAUACGUAUGUAUUUCGCACUCAGAUGUUUCAUUGCAGGAUUCGGCAUUACGGUCUUUCACAGCUAAAUGUGCCAACAUCGAACAUCUCAGUUUGUAUAAAUGUAAACGAGUUGACGGAUGCGACAUGUGAGAAUCUUGGAAGACAUUGUCAUAAAUUGGUUCAUUUGAAUCUAGAAAAUUGUACAGCGAUUACCGACCGAGCGCUUAGGACAUGUGAGAAUCUUGGAAGACAUUGUCAUAAAUUGGUUCAUUUGAAUCUAGAAAAUUGUACAGCGAUUACCGACCGAGCGCUUAGGUAUAUAAGUGAUGGAUGUUCAAAUCUGCAGUAUUUGAAUAUCAGUUGGUGUGAUAAUAUACAAGAUAAAGGCGUCCAAAUGAUAUUAGCUGGUUGCAAAGGUCUCACUACUCUUAUUAUGAAAGGAUGUGAAGGAUUGACCGAACAAGUUUUCGCUAAUUCGAUCGAUAACAUGAAAAACUUGGAAGUGAUCAAUUUACUGUCAUGUUUCGUCAAUGAUGAAACUGUAGCACAUAUUGCACGAGGCAGUCCUCAUUUACAGUAUCUUUGCCUGUCAAAUUGUACACAAAUCACCGAUCGAUCAUUGAUCUCAUUAUCACAAGGCUGCAGAAUGUUAACAGACAUCGAGCUGUCUGGUUGCAGUCUUCUUUCGGAUGCCGGUUUUAUUCAGCUGGCUAGGCACUGUAAAAAUUUAGCGCGUAUGGAUUUGGAAGAUUGUAGUCUUAUUACAGACGCCACUAUUCAUUCGCUCAGCACCAAUUGUAGUAAUUUGUCGGAAUUGAGCCUUUCCCACUGUGAGCUAAUUACGGACGAAUCAAUUCAUUGCCUCUGCACCAACAACAAGGAGAAGUUGCAGGUUUUGGAACUGGACAAUUGUCCGCAGAUAACUGACUCAGCACUUUCACAUAUGCGACAUGCAAAGGCAUUGAAACGAAUCGACUUGUAUGAUUGCCAGAAUGUUUCGAAGGAAGCCAUCCAAAGAUUCAAGCAUCAUCGACCACAUGUGGAAAUCCAUGCUUAUUUUGCCCCAGCCACACCUCCAGCUAAUCCGGCUACAGCCCGAGCAGGUACUAGUGCUUUCCGCGUUCUCUUUCCAAUAUCUUGCUAA
This is a messenger RNA of Cooperia oncophora, 1437 nucleotides long. The record is from the annotation of a GenBank genome assembly. NCBI's taxonomy places the organism in Eukaryota, Metazoa, Nematoda, Chromadorea, Rhabditida, Trichostrongylidae.